Messenger RNA from Gekko japonicus, 1999 nucleotides. It is a transcript of the gene AAMP, whose product is annotated as angio associated migratory cell protein. The record is from RefSeq and is a predicted model, not a curated record. The transcript is spliced from 11 exons. Gene Ontology annotation, cellular component: cytosol. Bases 68 to 1360 code for a protein of 430 amino acids. NCBI's taxonomy places the organism in Eukaryota, Metazoa, Chordata, Lepidosauria, Squamata, Gekkonidae. Gene Ontology annotation, molecular function: protein binding.
ACGACGGCGAGCGGCUGAGCGGGGUCGGUGCGGGCGGCGCAUGUGGCGCGGGUGAGUGAGGACAGCCAUGGCGGAGCCUGGAGGUGGCGCCGCGCCGGAGGGGUCCGCGGCUCUGCUGCUCCUGGAGGCAGGUGGAGAUGGGGAUGCGGAGGAGCUCGUGGAAGUGGUGGACCUGGAGGCGCCUGGACCCGAUGAUCUGGCCAGUGAGAUGGAAGAUGUGGAUUUAGAAGAAGAAGAGGUUGCUUGGGAGACGGAGGAGGAAGAUGAGGGGGUGGAGGAAGGCAUGGAGGUGCAAGAUGAUAGUGAGGUCACAUUUUCAAAGCACACAGCGUCUGUUUUCUGUGUCAGCAUUGAUCCCAAGACCAACACGUUGGCAGUGACAGGCGGAGAAGAUGACAAGGCCUACGUGUGGCACCUCAGUGAUGGCGAGCUCCUCUUUGAAUGCUCAGGUCACAAAGACUCCGUCACUUGUGCGGGUUUCAGCCAUGACUCCACCUUCGUGGCCACAGGUGACAUGAGUGGGCUGAUCAAAGUAUGGCGGGUGGAUACCAAAGAGGAGAUCUGGUCUUUUGAAGUGGGUGACUUGGAGUGGAUGGAGUGGCAUCCUCAGGCCCACAUCCUCCUAGCUGGCACAGCUGAUGGCAACUCUUGGAUGUGGAAGAUCCCUGGCGGAGACUGCAAGACAUUUCAAGGGCCAAACUGUCCAGCCACUUGUGGGCAUGUCCUCCCUGACGGGAAGAGAGCUGUGGUUGGUUACGAAGAUGGGACUGUGCGCUUCUGGGAUCUGAAGCAAGGCAGCUCGCUGCAUGUCUUAAAAGGUCAAGAUGGGCACCAGGGCCCUUUGACUUGUGUGGCCAGCAAUAAGGAUGGCAGCCUCGUCCUGAUGGGCUCUGUCGACUGCCAUGCCAAGUUAGUGAACUCUGCGACUGGCAAGGUUGUCUUUGUGUUCAGAGCAGAGAGCGUUGUCCCCAAGCCUUCAGCAAGUGAAUCUGAGGAAGCUGAAUCCAACUCAGUUGAGUCCCUGGGCUUCUGCAACGUAAUGCCAUUGGCAGCUGUUGGCUACUUGGAUGGGACCUUGGCUAUUUAUGACCUCACCACUCAGACCCUGAGGCACAAGUGUCAACAUGAGUCAGGGAUUGUGCAGCUCCUGUGGGAAGAGAACUCUCCUGUGGUCUACACCUGCAGCCUGGAUGGUGCCGUGUAUCUCUGGGACGCGCGUUCCGGCAAGCUGAUCAGCGAGUAUCGUGGCCACUCCGCUGAAAUUCUGGACUUUGCUUUGAACAAAGACGCUUCCAUUGUGGUCACCACUUCUGGGGAUCACCAAGCCAAGGUGUUUUGUGUACAGCGCCCCGACCGCUAACAGUGCCUCAGUCGGGCCACGGUUGGCACUGUGAAGGAACAGGCCUGUGUGGAUGCUGGCAGCUACACCCCUGGGGCUGUGGUGGGGUGGGCGGGUUGGUUCUUUUGAGAAGAAAGCUUUGCCACCCUGUUCCCUGAUGGUUCCAGGCCCUUCUGGGAUUUUGUACUUCUUAAAAUAUAUAAGUUAUUCUGCAGGCCUGGAGCGUUGUGCAGCCACAAAGCACCAAGGGCACAUGAUGUCUGAUAUAGGGCCGGAUCACUUAGCUCCAUUCAAUGGGACAGUUGUGGGGAAGGUGUGUGGCCACGCCAAAUAGACAGACACACACAAAUCUUUUCCGGGUUCAGCUCCGUGUGUUUAACAGGACUCAGAGUCCUGGUAACUGGAGGGAUUGCCUCCCAUGCUUCAACUCAUACACUGUGUCUGGUAGAUGGCUUUGCAGCCACUGAAAUUGGGGGGGGGGGAUGUCCUCCCCUUGUUAAAAAAAACCCUUUGCCUUGAGCAUUGGUACCUGAAAAUCAUGUGAUGGGGAGGAAAAGAUCCCAUUUGUGCCCAGGUCGUGGUGUAUUAUCCUAGGAAAAUUGGUUAAGGGUGGUUGAAUACAUCAGCCAGGGUUGGGCAUUAGAUCAGCCCCCCCCCCCC